This is a messenger RNA of Colletotrichum tamarilloi, 741 nucleotides long. RefSeq lists its product as uncharacterized. The transcript has 2 exons. The record is from RefSeq and is a predicted model, not a curated record. Bases 1 to 741 code for a protein of 246 amino acids. Lineage: Eukaryota; Fungi; Ascomycota; Sordariomycetes; Glomerellales; Glomerellaceae.
AUGCGUGACUUCUUAACCACAAGCACCAAUAUAAUUGCACGGGACGGACUUUGGCAGCCCGCCCCCCGGCACCUUAUCCAGAGCUUAUCCAUCCUCAUAAUCACGCAUUUCCAUCGUACGGAGUACCUUGCUAUAUCCUUCCCAGCCUUAUUAGCCGCAAGGUUCCUAAACCUCGCGAACUCGGUCUUCGUAGAGAGCACCUACCUUUUUCUCUCGCCCACCUCAGCACCAGACCACCGCCCUUCUCCCAGUUCAAUUCUCACGUCGCCUCGGUACCUCUCCCACCGUGAUACCGUCACCAUCUCUUCCACACCACACACUCCCACACACACACACACACACACACACACACACACACACACACACACACACACACCCGACGCACACACGCACACGCACAUCGGCACAGCGUGUACGCCCACACAUUACAGUGUCUAUCUUCCCCAUCCCUUGCGCUUGACGCCGCUGUCAGUCGGGUACCCUCGCACUGCUCCAAACGGCCUGCAUAUGCGAGAGAUGGCUGCAUCCUUCCUCCGCCUACCUUGCACGUACAUAUUGCGGUACAGCCUGGCUACGCACACAAUCUCUCUCUCUCUCUCUCUCUGCCUGGUCCAAGCCAAGGGUUGGGGGAACGGCAGGCAACCCCAUCCACACCCCCCUGUUACGGGCAUAGAGACAGACGCAGACGCCCCCCUUCACUUGGUUGCUGUCGCAAUUCGACUCUCACACCUUGACCCCUGA